GGGCCUCUUACUACGACCUUCACGGCCCCGAGCUCGUGUAGUACCGACCUAUCGAAGCUAUACCAAGUCGUCACUAAUGGUGGCGAAGAGUACUGGGCUCAGGGACCUAUCAAUUUGGGCAGUUGUUUCCCUAGUGGAUACGGUGGAAAGACGAGCGAGUACUACUCUCCAGGCGUGUGUCCCAGUGGUUACAAGCCCGCGUGCACAGGGACAAAUGUCAAGGAGAUGGCAACAGAAACAGUAUAUACGUGCUGUCCG
Molecule: messenger RNA, 258 nt
Organism: Pseudomassariella vexata
Lineage: Eukaryota; Fungi; Ascomycota; Sordariomycetes; Amphisphaeriales; Pseudomassariaceae
Exons: 1
Source: RefSeq, a predicted model, not a curated record